UGACUUUAAAGAUGUGGUUGGACGGGAUGAGUGAUUGUGUGCUGAGAAACUGAGAGUAAGCGGGUUUAAAGAGGUGGACAUGUCUCUGCUGUGCGUGAGAGUGAAGAAAGCCAAACUCCGGGGGCCUUCAGAUAAGUUCAAUGCCUACGUGACCCUGAAGGUGCAGAAUGUCAAGAGCACGACCAUCACGGUGCGGGGGAACCAGCCGUGCUGGGAGCAGGACUUCAUGUUUGAGAUCAACCGGUUGGAUCUGGGCCUCAUCGUGGAGGUUUGGAAUAAAGGUCUCAUCUGGGACACCAUGCUGGGGACGGCGUGGAUCCCUCUCGGGAGCGUCCGACACUCUGAGGAGGAAGGUUCCGGAGAGUGGGCAACCUUGCACUCUGAGGUUUUGAUGAAGGCAGAUGAGAUCUACGGCACCAAGAACCCGACACCCCACCAAGUUCUGCUGGAUACCCGCUUCGAGUUGCCCUUCGAAAUCCCAGAGGAGGAGGCUCGAUACUGGUCUAGUAAACUGGAGAGCAUCAACUCCAUGGGGAUGCACGACGAGUAUCAGAUGCAGGAGGAUGAAAUCAGACGCCCGUUACCCUUCGCUUCCUCUCAGUGCUCACUGGACGACCUGGACAGCGCGGUGGACGACCGGGACAGCGAUUACAGGAGCGAGACGAGCAACAGUCUCCCCCCCAGAUACCACAGCACAGCCCAGCCCAACUCCUCCCUACACCAGUACCCAGUGGGUCCACGUUUCCAGCUGCACGGAGACUCCUGCACGGACUCUGUACACAGUCUUGAGCUGGAUUAUAGGGACAAUCAUCCCAGCAGAGCCCUAAAUGAGAGCGGGAGAGUUAGAAUAAUUCCUGUAGAUUUAGCUGUGGGACUGGAGGACUGGGAGGCAAAAUGCAAGCGGUGGGAUAAAGGUUCUGUAAGCGACACCCUCGAUCGAGAGGAAGCUGCUUGGGAUACGGGAGAAAGUAGCAUCGAUAACGGCGUCCAUAUAUCAACGAGCGCUCUGGGCUCCGCGAUCGAUCAUUCGGCUCCGAAAGCAAAGCGCAGGACCUCAUCGAGUCCUGCCUACCCAGAGGGGUAUGACACCAUCGAUCGACGGCGGAGGAGAAAGUCUCAAGUGCCGGGAGGGCUUGUAAAUACUGAAGCAGAACCUCCAGAUGACAUUUUUAAUCCUGGUGUCGCUCUCCUUCGGCGCAAAAGAGGAGAGUUGGUACUGCGUCAAGUGGCCGGAAUGGAGGAAGACGAAGAACAGACGACGGCGUGUCUAAAGCCGUACAAAAACGGUUUGUUCUACAAGACUAGAGUACGGACCAAAAACAAGCCGGAAAACUACGUAGCCUAUCAGGACGAAGAAAAUCCAUCACGCAGGAGGAGUAUGGACCUUAAUUCUGAAGGAUCAGAUGAGAUCCAUGGAUCAGAGGAUGAGCUAGAAAUGGAAAUGACCUCCUUAACAGAUGUGUUCCAUCUUGGAGAAGCUUCAAGCUCUUCUUGUCACAGGUUUGGUUCACCUUGGAGUUAUCAUGACAAGCCUUAUAAGAAGCCGUACUGGGACAAAAUUGGAGGAUGGACCCCAGAAGUCAUGCUUUCCCCUGUGGAGGAACCAAGUGAUGAGUAUGUUGAUCCUAUGGAUGAACUCCAGUGCUUGGUUGAAACCGUGUCAGAAUAUCUAGCUGAGAAAGAAGAGGAGAUAAGCAAGUACAGUUCCCUGCCUAGAAUGAGCAAAUCAAGGCUGUCCUCCCAAGGUAGUGCCAGGACGGACUCUCUUAACGAUGAACAAAGCGUCACGUCCAAAGACUUAAAGGAAGACAAACCUGCCGAGAGCAAGGUUGAUAAUCUGUCCGAACAGGAAACGUCAGCCGUGAAAACUGCAGUGAACUCGUUCUUCAGCUCGUUCUCUGAUAAAGUCGGCACAGGUUCGAAGCAAACAAGAUCAAACUCUGAAGAAACGAGAGCAGAUCCUGCAGGUAGCUUUGGUCUGUCGAAAAUGUUCUCCUUUAUAUCAAGGUCUCCAAGUCCAGCAGUUGCUGUGGUGUCUCCUACGCAGGAAGCUUCAUCUGAAAGGAUUCCAAAACCACAAGAGAUGAUCCAGCAGACGCCAAACCAAGAAGACGUCCUGCUUGGUGAGAAGCAGAAGCUGCCAAGCUACCAGCCCGAGGCUCGGGAAUCUAGUGAUUAUUCAGCUUUAGAACCAUUGCAUGGAUUUUCCCAGUCCUUGUGCAACAUAGAUGUGGACGGAAACCAGCAGUUUUAUGUGCCACAGCCCUGGAUUUCACUGAACGGCAGCCAGGAACUGAGCAUUGGGCAGCAAGAAUGCCACAUGGGGUUGGCCAGGAGCAGCCAGAACAACUUGGACCUGAUCAGCAGUGUUGGCACUUGCAUCGAACAGGAAGGUGUUUUAAAUCUGAGCAAAUGGGGUAAUAAAUACAGCAGUUACCAGUCCUUCAGUGAAGAUAGCUGCUUCAGCUUGAAUAGCGUUUGCUAUCAUGAACGAUAUUAUGAAGAAAAUCCACAGAAUUUGUCUUACUCUGGGAACAAGGACUACAUUAUGGGAACAUCUGGAGAUUUUGGUGGUAAUGAAAGCUACUCGGUCUACCACGACAGUUGGAACAAUGCAUAUCCUUCAACAAUAUACACAGACACAGAAGACUAUGGGUAUUUUGAAGAAUCUGAGUGGUACCAACAAUGGCUCUCGCUUCUAGAGCAAGGUAUGUGGUGGCCAGCUGAUGAUGGAGAUUGUGGCUACUAUGUAUACUCUGAUUAUGAGUAUAUCUACGCCCUGCUGACAGAUGGUUCUGGCCAGUACGUCUAUGCAUGUGCUCCGGAAGAGGAAUUAUGGGAAAACAGGCUUAUGGCUGACGACUACCCUAUGGCUUUGCUCCAUAAUGAGAUGGUUAUGGUGUGUGGUUUUAAAAUUCCUCUCAACAACGAAGACGAGCUCCUCUGGCUUCCAGGAAACCAUCAGAAUGAGGGUCAUCUUUUAAACGCACCUCUCGACCUUUCCGACGCUUAUGAAAAAGGCAACGAAGUAAUGAAUCUAAACCUGGAACGUUUCUCUCAGAUAUUCGAGAGCUCCAUUCUUGCCCCAAACCAGCAGGCUAUGGAUUUUUCAUCGUAUCGUUUAAACAAGAAAGAUGCUCCUGCAUCUCCCAAACAGCAGACUUCGCUUGUCGUUACAACUCAACCACAACCCCAAAAGGUGGAGCCCAUCUACACAGGAGGUAGUGAAGUUCUAGAGGAACUUGUGGUAGAUUUGGAGAGCACUGAAGCAGAGGUUAAAAACAAAGAUGCUGAACAAGAUUUGAAUAAAGAUUCUUCACCUAACAUAGCUUGUCCAUCCCAAAAAGAGCAGGAUACCGAGAUCCAGCCCACACCCCCUGCAGCGCUCUCUGGAUUACAGCAGGAACACCAGGAGCUUUUGGGUGCAAAAAGUCCUGCAAACAGCAGCAGAUUCGGAUCUUCUGGAAAUCUGAGUCAAGUCAGUUCUCCUCUCAGUGAAACGGGUCAGGAGAGCGGUCCAGGAUCAGAGCUCAAGGAGUCCUAUCAUUCGUUCCACAGUACAGGGUAUCGGCCAGCCGUGAAUGGACACCAUACGGCCAACGGACACGCCGCCAGGGGGGAGCAGGAGGGGCCGAAUGCUUUCCAGGAGACAAACAGGAGCGGGAGCGGUACUCAAAAACAGGACAGUGCUUCCAUCGUGGAGAAGAGGCCGGAGAAAUCAUUAAAAAGUUUAGCAGAUGAAGGACCGAUCUCUCCAUCUCGAGUGCGCUGGUUAAAAGCCAUCAAUAAAGUGAGAGUUCAGCUUCAGGAGAGUCGAGAAAAUGGAGAAUAUUCCAGACAUGCCUGGGAUAAAGCAGGGGGUGGAAGUGCUUUGUUUGGGAUCGACAGCAUGCCGGACCUGCGGAAGAGGAAACCGAUCCCACUCGUCAGUGACGUGGCGCUGGUCCAGGCCAGGAAAGCUGGAAUCGCGUCCGCCAUGGCUUCACGAGCCUCCAUAAAAGAUGAAGAGCUGAAGAACCACGUGUAUAAGAAGACCCUGCAGGCUCUGAUCUAUCCCAUCUCCUGCACAACGCCUCAUAACUUCGAAGUGUGGACGGCCACCACGCCCACCUACUGCUACGAGUGUGAGGGGCUGCUGUGGGGCAUCGCGCGCCAGGGCAUGAGGUGCACCGAGUGUGGGGUCAAGUGUCACGAGAAGUGCCAGGAGCUCCUCAAUGCCGACUGCCUGCAGCGGGCGGCGGAGAAGAGUUCGAAGCAUGGCGCCGAGGAUCGGACACAGAACAUCAUCAUGGCCAUGAAGGACCGCAUGAAGAUCCGGGAGAGGAACAAACCCGAGAUCUUUGAGCUGAUCAGGGACGUGUUUAUGGUCAGCAAGGCCAUCCACGGCCAGCAGAUGAAGACCAUCAAACAGAGCGUGCUGGACGGCACCUCCAAGUGGUCGGCCAAGAUCACCAUCACUGUGAUGUGUGCACAGGGCCUGCAGGCUAAAGAUAAGACCGGCUCCAGUGACCCCUACGUCACUGUCCAAGUAGGAAAAACAAAAAAGCGCACCAAGACCAUCUAUGGGAACCUGAACCCCGUGUGGGAGGAGAAGUUUCACUUCGAGUGCCAUAACUCCUCGGAUCGAAUUAAGGUGCGAGUGUGGGAUGAGGAUGAUGAUAUCAAAUCCCGAGUGAAGCAGAGGCUGAAGAGAGAGUCCGAUGACUUCCUGGGUCAGAGCAUCAUCGAGGUGCGGACGCUCAGCGGAGAAAUGGACGUCUGGUACAACCUGGAAAAACGAACGGAUAAAUCUGCUGUGUCGGGCGCCAUCCGUCUUCAGAUCAGCGUAGAAAUUAAAGGGGAAGAGAAAGUGGCCCCGUAUCACAUACAGUACACGUGUCUACAUGAGAACCUGUUCCACCACACCACAGAUGUGCUUGGUCAGGGGGUGGUGAGGAUCCCAGACGCUCGGGGUGACGAUGCCUGGAAGGUGUAUUUCGAUGACGUGGCGCAGGAGAUCGUAGACGAGUUUGCGAUGCGUUAUGGAAUCGAAUCCAUCUACCAGGCCAUGACGCACUUUGCAUGUCUCUCGUCCAAGUACAUGUGUCCUGGUGUACCCGCUGUGAUGAGCACCCUGCUGGCCAACAUUAACGCCUUCUACGCUCACACCACCGCCUCCACCAACGUCUCCGCCUCCGACCGCUUUGCUGCCUCCAACUUUGGGAAAGAGAGGUUUGUUAAGCUGCUGGACCAGCUGCACAACUCCCUGCGUAUCGACCUCUCCAUGUACCGCAAUAAUUUCCCUGCCAGCAGUAAGGAGCGUCUGCAGGACCUGAAAUCCACCGUCGACCUGCUGACCAGCAUCACCUUCUUCAGGAUGAAGGUACAGGAACUGCAGAGUCCACCCAGAGCCAGUCAGGUGGUGCGGGACUGUGUGAAAGCCUGCCUCAACUCCACCUACGACUACAUCUUCAACAACUGCCAGGAACUCUACAGCCGACAGUACCAGCCAAUAGGAGAAGCGAAUAAAGAAGAAUGUCCUCCAGAGGAACAGGGGCCGAGCAUUAAGAAUUUAGACUUCUGGCCCAAACUCAUCACGCUGAUCGUGUCCAUUAUAGAGGAGGAUCGUAACUCCUACACGCCUGUUCUCAACCAGUUCCCUCAGGAGCUGAACGUGGGGAAGGUUUGUGCUGAGGUGAUGUGGGUCCAGUUCUCUCAGGACAUGAAAUACGCCAUGGAAGAGCACGAGAAGCAUCAUCUGUGUCGGAGCGCCGACUACAUGAACCUGCACUUUAAGGUGAAGUGGCUCUAUAACGAGUACGUGAAGGAUCUACCGGCAUUCAGGGGGGUCAUACCGGAAUAUCCAACCUGGUUCAUGCAGUUUGUGCUGCAGUGGUUGGAUGAGAAUGACGACGUGUCCAUGGAGUUCAUGAACGGCGCCCUGGAGAGAGACAAGAAGGAUGGCUUCCAGCAGACGUCUGAGCACGCUCUGUUUUCCUGCUCGGUGGUGGACGUGUUCACUCAACUCAACCAGAGCUUCGAGAUCAUCAAGAAGCUGGAGUGUCCCGAUCCCAAAGUCAUGGCGCACUAUAGCCGCCGCUUUGCCAAGACCAUCAGCAAAGUGCUGCUGCAGUACAGCGCCUCCCUGAAGAGGAACUUCCCCUCCUACUGUGAUAAAGAGAAGAUUCCGUGUGUCCUGAUAAAUAACAUCCAGCAGUUACGCGUUCAGCUGGAGAAGAUGUUCGAGUCGAUGGGCGCCAAACAGAUGGACACAGAGGCCAGUGAUACACUGAACGAGCUGCAGGUGAAGCUGAACAACGUGCUGGAUGAGUUGAGCUCCACCUUUGCAAACAUUUUUCAGACUCGUAUUGACGCGUGCACCCGGCAAAUGGCCGGUCUGCUGUACCAAAUCAAAGGCCCGGCUAAUGCCAACAGUCGCAACCAAGUGGAGGCCGACUCGGACAACAUGCUCCGUCCGCUAAUGGACUUCUUGGAUGGGAAUUUGAUGCUGUUUGCGUCUGUGUGUGAGAAGACGGUGCUGAAGCGAGUACUGAAGGAACUGUGGAGGAUCGUGAUGAACAGUCUGGAGAAAACCAUCGUCCUGCCUCAGGGAAACGACACCAUUGUAAGUGGCAAAAUAUUUUCCGCUGCUAAAGAUCUCGGCCAGCUAUCUAAACUUAAGGAUCACAUGUCUGGAGAAGCUAAAAGUCUGACACCCAAGCAGUGUGCGGUCAUGGACGUGGCUCUGGACACCAUCAAGCAAUAUUUCCACGCUGGAGGAAACGGGUUGAAGAAAACCUUCCUGGAGAAAAGUGCUGAGCUCUCAUCUCUACGUCAUGCUCUGUCCCUGUACACACAGACCACCGAUACGCUCAUCAAGACCUUCAUCACCACCCAGCACGCCCAGGGCUCGGGGGUGGAUAAACCAGUAGGAGAGGUGUCCAUACAGAUCGAUCUGUUCACCCAUCCAGGUACAGGAGAGCACAAGGUCACGGUGAAAGUGGUAGCAGCGAAUGACCUGAAGUGGCAGACGUCUGGGAUCUUCCGGCCCUUCGUGGAGGUCACCAUGAUAGGCCCGCACCUCAGCGACAAGAAACGCAAGUUCACCACCAAGUCCAAGAACAACAGCUGGGCGCCCAAAUUUAAUGAGACAUUCCACUUCAUCCUGGGGAACGAGGACGGGCCGGAGAGUUACGAGCUCCAGGUCUGCGUGAAGGACUACUGCUUCGGACGGGCCGACCGGGUGGUGGGCGUGGCCCUCAUCCAGCUGCGGGACGUGGCACAGCGCGCGAGCUGCGCCUGUUGGUGCCCGCUGGGAUCGCAGGUGCACAUAGACGACACGGGACUGACCGUCAUGCGGAUCCUGUCCCAGCGCUCGGGGGACGAGGUGGCGCGAGAGUUCGUCAAGCUCAAGUCUGAGACGCGCUCGGCCGAGGAGGGCAGGUGAGGGACCCGGGAGGUGGGGCGAU
Molecule: messenger RNA, 7448 nt
Organism: Trichomycterus rosablanca
Lineage: Eukaryota; Metazoa; Chordata; Actinopteri; Siluriformes; Trichomycteridae
Gene: unc13bb
Product: unc-13 homolog Bb (C. elegans)
Exons: 43
Coding region: 80-7426 (2448 amino acids)
Biological process (GO): synaptic transmission, glutamatergic; synaptic vesicle maturation; dense core granule priming
Cellular component (GO): terminal bouton; plasma membrane; synaptic vesicle membrane
Molecular function (GO): calcium ion binding; calmodulin binding; syntaxin-1 binding
Source: RefSeq, a predicted model, not a curated record